CCCACCCCCACAUAUUAGAGGAAGCUCUAGAACACCUGACGUCAUUCGCUACUUUCUGAGGAGAGCUUCGUUGGGCACUUCAAGGCACUGAUCCGAGCAGUCUCGCCACUUUUCACACUUACACCUUUACAUACCACAAAAAUAACAUAAUACACCGUUUCGACACGACACAAUCACCAUGGCGGACACCACAGAGAACCAGACCCCCGCUGUCGAUGAGACCCCCAUCUCUUCUGUCCAGACCAAUGCUGCCCGCAAGAACUCGCUUUCCACCUACCUCAAGAACCGACCCGAACGCUCCGAGUUGGUAGAGAAGAACAUCCUCCCAGAUUCUACAGCUGCUCCAGGUCUCCUUGCCAGCCAAAAAGAGCUCCAGAAGCACAUGCUCGGGGACAAGCUCAACGACAAGAUCUCACACCGUCCCACUCCCGACGCCCUCCUCAAGGAAGGCGUCCUACACGAAGAUCCCCGCUCUCCCGAAGAAAAGUACGAGGAGGCCAUUGAUCUGGAGUACGCCAAGCGCGAGGGCGGUGCGUAAAUUGUCUAGGACUUUGAAAUAGCGACCAAGUGCUGGAUACAAUGCGACUCAAUUUGGUACAGACACAUCAAGCCACCAUUUAUGGGAGGGGCUCACUGAGAAAAUGCUUCGUUUGAGAACUUGGAAUUCUAAUUGUUUUUGAGCUUGGAAUUCUGCUUUU
This is a messenger RNA of Trichoderma asperellum CBS 433.97, 698 nucleotides long. RefSeq lists its product as uncharacterized. Gene Ontology annotation, cellular component: nucleus. Gene Ontology annotation, biological process: positive regulation of transcription by RNA polymerase II. Gene Ontology annotation, molecular function: transcription coactivator activity. NCBI's taxonomy places the organism in Eukaryota, Fungi, Ascomycota, Sordariomycetes, Hypocreales, Hypocreaceae. The record is from RefSeq and is a predicted model, not a curated record.